Arabidopsis lyrata subsp. lyrata is the source of this 1137-nucleotide messenger RNA. Its product is annotated as F-box/kelch-repeat protein At3g04660. NCBI's taxonomy places the organism in Eukaryota, Viridiplantae, Streptophyta, Magnoliopsida, Brassicales, Brassicaceae. The record is from RefSeq and is a predicted model, not a curated record. The transcript has a single exon. Bases 1 to 1137 code for a protein of 378 amino acids. Gene Ontology annotation, molecular function: protein binding.
AUGACCGUGAACAGUCGAAAAUGUUCUAAGAAACAAGACGAAAGCGAUGAAACCCAUCAGUUUCCGAUUCUUCCUCUGGAUCUGAUAUUAGAGAUUCUCCUGAAAGUUCCGGGCCGAUCCCUAGCCAGGUUCAUCAUCGUUUCAAAACAAUGGUUGUCGAUAAUCCGCGGCAAAGAUUUUACCAAGUUGUACCUGACUCAAUCUUCGACUCGGCCGCGUCUUCUUUUCACAUCAGUCUACCGUAACUUGGGGCAGUCGAAGCUGUUCUUACAAUCCUGCUCUCAGCAAGAUCCAUCUUCUGCUCAUCAUAGGUUAAACGUAAGUAUGCAUACCAAUCAUUUGUUUGGUUUUACUCCACCCGUCCGCGGCUUGAUCUGUGGUCAAACUGAUACCAUAGUGAUGAUUGGAAAUCCUAGCACGGGCCAAUUCUUAACUUUACCAAGAGUCAAAACUAAGAGAAGAGGUCUACUCUCCCUUUUUGGAUAUGAUCCAGUAAAUGAUGUAUACAAAGUGUUGUGCAUGACGGUACUACGUGGUCAUCCAAACCGUGGAUCACGUUAUGUGUCCGAGGAGCAUCAAGUUUUUACUUUAGGAGCUAAACAAAAAUGGAGAAGAAUCGAAUGCAAGUAUCGUCAUCUUCCUCCUCCUUAUACUAAAGGGCUAUGCAUAAAUGGGAUUUUGUAUUACUAUGCUUGGAUCCAAAAUGAAGGAUCUUUAAUAAGCUUUGAUCUGAAUUCUGAAGACUUUAAUGUCAUCAAGUUACCUCAGGAUAUCCCGUUCUUAGUGAACUACAAUGGAAAGAUAGCUUUAACGAGACAGUACUCUAAAUUAGGUCCACUUUACCUGUGGAUUCUGGAAGAUGCCCGCAAACAAGAAUGGUCAAAAGUUUCUAUCGUGGUCCCUUCUUGGACAGAGUUAGCUGGGAAUAUUUUUUUCAAUUUCAGGGGUACACAUAGUACUGGCGAGCUUAUAUUUGCACCAGUCAGGGAGAUUAAGCCGGUCUAUUUGAUCAGUUACGAUCUCAAGGAAGACAAUGCCAAACAAGUUGAGGUUGGAGGAGGACUUGUUGCAGGUCAAAAUCCUUCUCUCAUAGUCUAUUUGAAUCAUGUAGAGAGUCCUAUGUUUCUCUCAAAGUAA